AUGGCCGCCGCGUUGGAAGAGACUCCCGUCAGCUAUGAGGACCUGGCGGACAUCGAGAGGGAUUUCGAUGAUGCCGAGACGGACAUCAUAAGAAAACAGGUCCUCCUCACCGCCCCCCUCUACUCCCGCCGCAGCAAAACCAUCUCCCAAAUCCCCAACUUCUGGCCCCUGGUCCUCGAGCAAGCACCCCCAGACAUCGACCAGUACAUCCAGCCCUCCGACUCCGCCCUCCUUUUAUCCUCGCUUCUCAACCUCUCCGUCUCGCACUUCGAAGUCGACCUCGAUCCCAGAUCUGUGUCAAUACGCUUCGAGUUCGCGGAGAACGAGUAUUUCGACGACAAGGUGCUGGAGAAGAAAUUCUGGCAUCGGAGGAGUAGAGAUGGCUGGUCCGGACUGGUGUCGGAGCCGGUGGGUAUUAAGUGGAAGACAGACCGUGACUUAACGGGAGGCCUGCUGGACAUGGUUGUCAAAGCGUGGGAAGCGGACAAAUCCACGUCAACAACAUCGCAAUCGAACAGCAACGGUGCGGGGAAUUCAUCGAGAGGAUUGACGCCGGAGCAGAAAGCACUAAAGAAGAAGAUAGAAAACACAGGCAUGGGCGGCCUCUCCUUCUUCGCCUGGUUCGGCUUCAUUGGAAGACAUCGGAAAUCGAGAUCAAGGAGCAGCUCGAGGACGCCGAGUAGUGAUGAGGAUGAGGAGAGUGUGGGCGAGGAUGAUGUGGGUAUGAGCUUAGAGAUCUUUCCUGAUGGGGACGAUCUCGCGGUUGCGUUUACGGAGGAUCUGUGGCCGGGGGCUAUUAAGUAUUUCACACAAGCACAGGAGCAAGACGCCCUCUCAGACGCGGAUUUCGAGUCUGACGAUGACGAGGGUCUGGAUGAGCCGGCCGAGGACUCGGAAGACGAGGAUGAGCGGCCGGCGAAGAAGCAGAGGUCGGGGUAG
Messenger RNA from Hyaloscypha bicolor E, 939 nucleotides. RefSeq lists its product as uncharacterized. NCBI's taxonomy places the organism in Eukaryota, Fungi, Ascomycota, Leotiomycetes, Helotiales, Hyaloscyphaceae. Gene Ontology annotation, cellular component: chromatin; nucleus. The transcript has 4 exons. Bases 1 to 939 code for a protein of 312 amino acids. Gene Ontology annotation, biological process: nucleosome assembly. The record is from RefSeq and is a predicted model, not a curated record. Gene Ontology annotation, molecular function: chromatin binding; histone binding.